AUGAAAGUGCUUCUCAAGAACCCGAGACCUGAUUUCCAUCGUGACUUUGGUGGUGGUGGUGGUGGUGGUAAUGGGAGUAGUCUCAGUUACGGCAUGCCUAGCGCUCACUCGCAAUUUAUUGGGUUUUUCGCAGCUUACUACACGUGUGUUGCUGUUUUCAAAAUUGGUCAUUUGCAAAAAUGGCAAAAGGCAGUGUGGUCGGUGUGUUUGGGCUGCGUUGGGGUCUGUGUUGCUGGAUCAAGAGUGUAUUUGAUGUACCAUACUUGGCAACAAGUUGUGGUAGGAGUCACAGUGGGGGUUAUGUUUGGAAUGUUUUACUUUAUAUUCAGCUCGUUGAUGAGGGAUGUGGGGAUCGUUGACUGGGUGUUAGACUGGCCCGUGAUCAAGUACUUCCACGUCAAGGACUCUUAUCACCAUUGCUAUCAAACGUUUAAAGAUGAGUAUGAUACGUACUUGCGCCAGCGAAACCGAGUAAAAGAGUCAAGAAAGAAUAUAUGA
Lodderomyces theae is the source of this 498-nucleotide messenger RNA. It is a transcript of the gene CWH8, whose product is annotated as Cwh8p. Gene Ontology annotation, molecular function: sphingosine-1-phosphate phosphatase activity. The record is from RefSeq and is a predicted model, not a curated record. The transcript has a single exon. Bases 1 to 498 code for a protein of 165 amino acids. Lineage: Eukaryota; Fungi; Ascomycota; Pichiomycetes; Serinales; Debaryomycetaceae.